Molecule: messenger RNA, 1417 nt
Organism: Corylus avellana
Lineage: Eukaryota; Viridiplantae; Streptophyta; Magnoliopsida; Fagales; Betulaceae
Product: Nucleotide/sugar transporter family protein
Source: RefSeq, a predicted model, not a curated record
GUUGCUUCAACACUCCCCGUCCGACUCUCGUGCCUUGGAAUUCAUUGGCCUUCGCUGCACAGAGAGCUAAAGUCUACUGCUUAGCUCCUACUCAUCAGAGAGAGAUUGCAAUAUUUGGUUUUUUUGAUAGUUUUCGGCAAUGGCGGAUCGGUCGAGGGCCUUCUGCAAAGAGGAGGUCGUAACCUACGCUUACCUUCUACUCUACAUCGCUCUCUCCAGCGGCCAGAUCUUCUUCAACAAGUGGGUUUUGUCAUCUAAGGAAAUAAACUUCCCUUAUCCUCUUGGACUGACACUACUUCACAUGGUCUUCUCAUCAGUAUUAUGUUUUAUGCUCACCAAAAUUUUCAAGAUUAUGAAGGUUGAGGAAGGAAUGACUGCAGAAAUAUAUGCUACAUCUGUUGUACCAAUUGGUUCAAUGUUCGCAAUGACUCUUUGGCUGGGAAACACAGCAUACCUGUAUAUUUCUGUUGCAUUUGCACAAAUGUUGAAGGCAAUUAUGCCUGUAGCUGUUUUUGUUCUUGGAGUAGCAGCAGGGCUAGAGAUAAUGAACUGCAGAAUGCUACUAAUUAUGUCAGUGAUAAGUUUUGGUGUUCUGGUGGCCUCUUAUGGAGAAAUAGAUAUCAAUUGGGUUGGAGUUGUUUAUCAAAUGGGUGGCGUUGUUGGAGAAGCUUUAAGACUUAUUUUCAUGGAGAUCCUUGUUAAGAGGAAGGGUCUCAAACUGAACCCUAUAUCUGUUAUGUACUAUGUUAGUCCCUGCAGUGCUCUUUGCCUAUUCUUUCCGUGGAUCUUUCUGGAGAGAACGAAGAUGGAAGCACAUGGAUCUUGGAACUUUCCACCCCUUGUGCUACUACUCAACUGUCUCUGUACUUUUGCCCUCAACUUAUCUGUUUUCCUCGUAAUUACGCAUACAAGUGCUUUAACCAUUCGUGUUGCUGGAGUUGUUAAGGACUGGGUGGUUGUCUUACUGUCUGCCCUUCUGUUUGCGGAUACCAAGCUGACGUUAAUAAAUCUGUUUGGUUAUGGUAUUGCCAUUGCAGGUGUAGCGGCAUAUAAUAAUCAAAAGCUGAAAAAAGAAGCUUCUCGAGGCAGCGUCAGUGAUCCCGAACAGUCUGUACCUUUGGCCACAUCCUCGGCUUCGAGCAAGUAGAAUAUAGUAAACAGCAGCAGUCAAUUAAGUUACCUUUUAAGAAUUUACAUGAUAUAUAAAGGUGAAAUCCCACAAUUGUACCAUAAGAAGAGGGAGGCGUUUACUGAAGGAUUUCAAAGUUGAGGCACUUCUGAUCAUAGACAGUGAUUACUGUGUAUAAACAGUUGCUGGAAUUUAAGUCCAUUAUUUAUUUUUGAAGUAGUUGUAUGCUGAAGAUUUUGCUGGAAUCCUAGCAAUAUAUAGGAAAACAUACGCCCUUUUUUUUAUUAA